CUGACGCGCGCGGCCCCGUGUGAAGCGAGUGCGCGCACGCAAAGCGUUGAACUUACGUACCCAGCCGCCUCGCGAACGCGCCGUUAGCGUCUGCUAGCACAUACCUGUUUACUACAGUAAAACCACUCCUUAUGGACUGACAACGCAGUGUCACCGUCUCCAGAGGCUACGCAGCUCUUUUGGUGAAGGGCUAUGGCGCAUCAGCUGUCCCUGGAUGCACAAUCCCCUCGAGCCGUCCCGCUCACGGAUCACGACUCCGGAGUGGAAGAUGGAGACGAUGGCUCCCGCAGCCCUACCACAACCUCCACCAUCUUUGUUGCAUUCAAAGGGAACAUGAAUGAUGAGGACUUUCAGGAGAAGCUGGAUACCAUCUUACACGGGAUGCCUGAUAUGCUGUUACUAGGUACUCAGAGGCUCGAACCCGAGCGCGUGGAGCCGUGGAACAGCGUACGUGUCACUUUCAACAUCCCCCGAGAGGCAGCCGAGCGACUGCGCCUCCUGGCUCAAAACAACCAGCAGCAGCUGCGGGAUCUGGGCAUCCUCUCUGUGCAGAUUGAAGGUGAAGGAGCCAUUAACGUUGCUGUUGGACAGGGCCGCAGCCAAGAAGUAAGGGUAAAUGGACCUCUUGGGGCACCUGUUCAGAUGAGAAUGGAUGUUGGAUUCCCCAUGCAGCAGGGCCAGGCUGGAAUGCGUAUGAAUAAUCCUUCGGUGUCCAUGAUGCCUCCUGGGGCUAAUAUGGCAGCACAGGGAAUGGUACCGAAUAGUGGUGGACCAAUGCAGCCAAGAGCACCAAGGCCGCCUUCACAGACAGACACAAUGGAUCCCAUGAUUUCAGGGUUGGCCUUACAGCAACAGCAGCAGCAGCAACAACAACAACUCCAACAUCCUCAAGUGGGACAUGGUCCACUCGGCAACUUAGGACCACAGGGACAUCACGUGCAAGCCAUGCAAGCAAAUCGGCAGCUAAAUCCAGCAGCCCUACAGCAACUUCAGCAACAACAACAUCAACAACAACAACAACAGCAGGUUCAGAUGGCACAACUAGGUGGUGCACGUGGUCCUUUCAACCCCUCCAACCAGAUGCCUAUACCUCCUGGCUGGAACCAGUUGCCCUCUGGUGUUCUCCAACCACCACCUGUCCAGGGUCCUAUGGGACCAGGUUGGAGGAAAGCCCCACCACAACCACAAAUGGGACAGCGUCAACCCUCUUUGACAUCUGUUCAGACGCCCAAUCAUCCACCGCCACCAUAUCCAUUUGGAAGCCAGCAGGCUGGACAGGUUUUCAAUACAAUGGCACAGCAUCAGUUGCAACAGCAACAGACAGGGGCAAACCAGUUUGCAACCCCUCAGCCCAAAGGCCCUCAGGGAGCACCAGGUGUAGUUGUUUCAAGAGCGCCUCCUCCUUUGCCUCUCUCAUCUGCCCCACAAGGAAGCCUUGCAGCUAAGUCCCCUGGUUCGUCGUCAUCCCCUUUUCAACAGGGUUCACCUGGAACACCUCCAAUGAUGGGACAGGGGCAACUUGGUCCGCGUCCCACAACCCCUCAGGGUUUCCCACAAGGUGUUGGAUCUCCAGGAAGAGCCGUGAUGGGCCAGCAAGGAAACAUUCAGCCCGGCUUUAUGAGUAUUCCACAGCAUGGACAGGUUCCUCAAGGUGGAAUGGGAGGUAUGCCUAAACGAAUGCCAAUGGGUUUCCCAAAUGCUCCUGUUAAUCAGAAUUUUGGACAAGGACAGGUUACUACCACUGGAGCAGGUAGUACACCCCAACUACAAAAUAGUCAGAGCAUGGCGAACUCUGGUGUCCAGUCAUCAGCCUUAGCGCCAAACCACAUGCAGUCAAAUCCCCUUCAAGGUGCUGGAAUGACCCACCACAGUGGCAUACCAGCCCAACCCCCAGGCACCACAUCAGGAGGUAGUAUGGGGCAACCUCAGCAAGGUCUUCAGACUCAAAUGAUGGGUGUACAACAAUCACAGCAUCAAACACAGGUUGUAGCUUCUACCCCAAGUCAAAUGGUGCAAAACCAAACGGGGGGCCAGACUGUUUUAUCCAGGCCAGUGAAUACCGGGCAGCAAGGAAUGACCCCUCCUAAGCAAAUGAUGCCACCACAAGGUCAAGGGAUCAUGCAGAACCAAAACCAGCUUGGUGGAGGACAGGGACAUCAGGCAUUAUUGCUUCAGCAGCAGCAGCAACAGCAGCAGCAACAGCAAAAUGCUAUGAUGGAACACAUUGUAGCUAGUCAGAUACAGGGUAACAAGCAGGCCUUCGGCCCAAAAGGUCAACCUGGAGUAAUGCAAGGCCAGAUAAUGAGAGGUCCUUCACCUAGUAUCCAGGGUAAUAUGCCGCAGUUUCAAUCUCAGAUGGGUCAGCAACAGAUGACUCCGCAACAGCAUCAGCAACAACAAAUGGCUCAUUUACAACAACAACAGUUACAGCAACAGCAACUACAACAACAGCAGUUACAACAGCAGCAACUACAACUGCAACACCAGCAGCCACAACAGUUACAAAUGCAACAGCAGCAACAACAGCUGCAGCAACCCCAUCAGCAAAUGGUACAACAACAGUCUCAACAAAUUCCAAUAAAUGGUAACCCCAACCAAGCAUUAGGGAUGCAUGGGCCUCAAAUGCGUCUUCCAGGAAGUCAUCAUUUAGUACAACAACAGCUUCAGCAAAAACAACAACAACAACAGGUGAUUCUGCAGCAGCAACAGGCUGGUCAGCAACAUCAACAUCAGUUAGGAGAUAGUAGUGGAAAUGCUGAUAUCAGCCAACAGAUGGUUCCAGACCUGCAGAAUCAGCAGCAACAGCAGGGUAUGUUGGGGAGUUCUCAACAUUUACAGGUUGGCAAUGGUAAUUUUCCUGGCCAUGGUAUGUCCUUUAACCCUCAGUUUGCUGGUCAGAUGCAAAUGGGAGGCCCAUGUGGCCAAGCAGGUGGAUUUCCAGUGAACAAGGAUGUGACACUAACCAGUCCCUUAUUAGUAAAUCUUCUCCAAAGUGAUAUUUCUGCCAGUCAGUUUGGUCCUGGUGGGAAGCAAGGAACAGGUGCAGGUGCUGCUAACCAGGUCAAGCCUAAAAAGAAGAAACCUCCUCGUAAGAAGAAGCCAAAAGUAGAGGAAGGACAACAGCCUAUUGACAAUCUGUGUGGUCUGGAUUCACUGCCUCAUGGAAUGGAAGAAGUAGAGAUGCAAGGGCUGGGUAGUGAUCAAGGGUCUGGAAUUGACUCUAACUCUAAACUUCCUGAAUUCACUAAUCGACAAGGUCUGCCUGGACAGGCCGGAGAUCAAAGGGUAUUACAGCAGAUGCCUAUGCAGUUUAUGCCCCCACAACAGCAGCAACAGAUGCAACAAAUGCAGCAACAGCAGCAGUUACAACAACAGCAACAACAGCAGCAGCAGCAGCAACAGAUGCAACAAAUGCAACAACAGCAGCAGUUACAGCAACAGCAGCAGCAGCAACAGAUGCAGCAACAGCAUCAACAGAUCCAGCAGCAGCAAAUGCAACAGCAACAAAUGCAAAUGCAGAGUAUGCAGGGUCCUCAAGGUCCUCAAGGUCAAGCUGGAACAUCACAAGGACCCCAUCAUGUCCAGACACAGAUUCAUUCACAGCAGUCAAUGCAGAUGCAACAACAACAUCAACCACCACCACAGCACCUCCAACAACAACUGCAGUCACAGCCACAACAACAGCAACAACAACAGACACAACAGCAACAACAACAGGCACAACAACAGCAACAACAACAUCAGCAGCAGCAGCAACAACAACAACAACAACAAAUGAUAAUGAUGCUUAAAAUGCAACAAGAAGCUAAGAAUCGAAUGCCACUACAGCAAGGUGGACACAUGCCAAAGGGUUUAGUCAAUACUAACGAUCCUUCUCAGAGAAUGCCUGUAUCACAGCCAGGCAACAUGCCUGUAAUGAUCGAUCUUCAAGGCCAUGGAGGUGUUCCACCCUCUCCUGAUAAAGCCAGAGGAAUGCCACUCAUGGUUAAUCCACCUCUCACUGGACCAGCAAGAAGAACACCCCAUUCAGAGGUUGGACAACCAACACCACCAGAGGAAACCCCUGGAAAUCAUAGCGUGCAGGACCGGGUACCCCUAGAAAUGGGUCAGCAAUCAGGAAAUGGAAAUCAAACACUGAUUCCUAAUCAAGGUUCAAAUACUCAUUUAAUGAAAUCUGUGCCUUUAUCAGUGCCCCACCAGCCAGGAGCAAGUCCCCAACAGACAGCAAUGACUGGCUCACAUAAUAUUCACUUUUCAAGCUCUCCUGCAACUUCCCAGAGUUCCCGCCCCAAAACCCCUAACCGAGCCAGUCCCCGACCAUAUCACCACCCUUUAACUCCAACCAACCGUCCACCUAGUACUGAACCCUCUGAAAUAAAUCUGUCCCCUGAGAGACUGAAUGCUUCUAUUGCUGGCCUUUUCCCUCCAAAAAUUAACAUUCCUCUGCCACCGCGGCAGCCGAACCUUAAUCGAGGCUUUGAUCAGCAAGGUCUUAACCCAACUACACUUAAAGCAAUUGGCCAGGCUCCGCCCAGCUUAGCAAAUCUUCCUAUCAACAAUAAUACUAGUGGCAACAAUAAUGGCCCACAGUCUUAUCCAUCAGGUGGUGGCAUGGUAAGCUCCGGAGGAAAACACGACAAACAGAGCGGUAUUGGGCAAGCUAAAAGAGGUAGUCCCAGUAAUAGCCGAAGAUCCAGCCCUGCCUCAAAUAGAAAAGCUGCCACCCCAAGCCCAGGAAGACAGAAGGGUGCCAAAACAUCACUGACAUCACAUCCACAGCAAAUGAGGGUUAGUCCACAGAACGUGAUGGUUAGUCCCAACUCAGUGCUCCCAACUACCUCUGCAUCUUUGUCAUCAGCAGGUCCUGGAGAAUCACAGCAGAGUUUAAAUUCUCAGCAAACCAUACCUGUUAGUGCCGAUACAGUUAGAGAUGGCCAGGUAAUGACUACACAAGCAGAGCAGCAACAGGCAGGUCAGUUAAGAGAGCAGACUGCUUUUAAAAUGGCAAGCCCUCGGGUUUCGUCUCAGGAACCCAGACGACAAGAGCCUAACAAUUUGGUUGAACAGCGUGCUGAAGAUAAGCAACAGCCUCGGACAACACCACAACAUGAACUUGGCUCUGCUGUAUCACCAGCAUUUAGAGAUGCUCCAACAUCUCUGAAUCAGCUAUUGGACAAUACAGGCACCCCAUCUUUGUCAAUGAAAUCUCAAAAUAAUCCUCAAGUGGGUGUAGAACUUGUACAAAAAGAGAGUCCUCAGGCUCCACCAGCUCAGGAGAACCAUCCUAAUCCUGUUGUCUCACAGAGCACAAAUAUUGGUACCUCUUUGUCUUCAAGGGAAAUUGAUCAGAAACCUAAAUCUGCUUCAGUAUCAAGUCCAAAUACUGUAGCCAGUAGCAGUGCAAACCUGCAGACUAUCAGUGCUGUAUCAAGUGUUAGCUCAAACCAAACUGUGCUCUUAAGCCUUACUUCAGUUCCCAAUUCUUCAGUAAGUUCAAAUCACAAUCUUAUACCAAUCUCAAAUGCAUCUCAAACGGUCUUGCAAAGGCCCAUCUCAUCAGCACAAACUUCACAAAAUCAGAUCACAGUCUUUGUAACCUCUAAUCCCAUUAGCUCUGCUACCAACACAGCUUCUGUCGUUCCUCCUGCUGUUGUUUCUAAGGUACUAGCAGUACCCAAUAAAAAUAUAAGACCUCCUGAUGUCCGUCAACAAAAUCCUACCCAAAUGCGUCCACAGUUCAUCACAGGACCUGUGUAUUCAAUAUUUCAAGCUACAACUGUUCCAUCAAGUACUAACGUCAUGUCUCAGCCUGUCACCAUAGUCUCUGCAAAUAUCCAACUUACUCCUACCCCGGUGUCAACUACAUCACCACCCUCUGCACCACCAUCAACAUCUAUGCUGACAAGCUCACCUGCUGUCAGCAUAGCUGCUACUCAGCAGAGCCGCACUGUCAUUGGGCAGCUUCAGGUUCAAGUACCUGCAAGUCAGGCUUCCCCUGUAAACGUAGUACUGUCACCGCAACAGCCAAGCCCUGGAGGUCCCAAACAGGAGGGUGUCUCUAAUGCUAGUGGCCCAAAAUCUAGUCCUGUUGGGCAGACGGCCUUACAUUCUGGCAAGUCCUCACCCUUUCAGCAGCUACUGGCUUCUCCACCUGCUUGCUCUAGCCCAGGGGCUACGGCUGUUUCACGCAGAAGUCCCCUGUCUCCAACAACCAUGUUAGCCAAAAGCAGUCCAGUCCAGACUGUUGUAACCAAAAGUACCACGCCCAGCAUACCUUCGAGCAGUGCUGAUGAUCAAAAAGAGCGAAACCCUGUCACUCAUAUUGGAAAGUCUCUGGAUGUUGCCCCAACUCAAGCUUCUUGUGCAGUUACAUCUGAAACGGUAUCGGCACUCCAGCCCACUGCUCCAGUGACUAUUCCAGCUGCUCAAAUAGCGUCUCAGCAAUCUGCACUUCCUCCAAAAGUGUCUUCUCCUGAACCUGCACCCACUCAUUCCCCAGUCCCUACAACUACACCAUCGUCUAAAAUGCCGCCCCCAGCCUCUACCCCUGGGAUGGUUCACCUGUCUAGCCCUGUUGCUACUUCUUCACCAUCCACUAGUUUGCCUGCAGAUUCUGUCUCUGCACCCACUGCUGCUCCAGGACCUCCCACUACAACUUCCGGCUCCUCCACUGCAACACUUGCACAACUCUCUGGGGAACAGCAGCCUUCUUCUUUGGCAGACACUAGUGUACCUGACUCAGCUGAAACAAAAGAAGCAAUUAUUGAUGCUCCUAGCAUCUCAGUUCAUCCUGAAGCUCCACAAGAAGACCAAGCUUCAUGUGCCCAAGCUGGACAAGGGGUUAACACUGCAGCAGAACAAGGAUGGGCAAAGAAAAGAAAGACGCCCGUCAUCUUAGCCCCAAGGGAUACAAGGGCCACCACUGAGAAAGCCAAAGGUCCUAGUCGACGAAGCUCACGAACAGACAAGGAACCUGAGGAGGAAGCAUCCGACAAUGGCCAGAGAAAAAGAGCUGCUAGGCCAGGCUCAGCGUCCUCCAACACAGGAAAAGAAUCAAACACUGGAGCCAGUCCCACGCAGGCAAAACGAAGGAAGUCAAAGUAAUCAGGACACACAAACCUGUGAAUUGUACUUUAUUUUUUGUUGUUUUCUGAACUUGUUUUUCCUUUUGUUCUAAGCAGGAUAACCAUGUACAGAAAGUUUUCUUCUUCUUCUUCUUUUAAAUCAUGAUACUGUAUUUUGUCUCUGGCUACUAGAUGAGAUCCCGUUCAGAAUUGUGUAUGAUGUGUUUGUAUGUCAUAGUUUUGGUGUGACUUUUUUAUGAUUAAUAAUAUUGAUCAAUUCUGGAUUAAACAUGUGAUGUCUGUAGGAUCACAAUGUAAUAAUGUGACAGAAUUUGUACUUUCCACCCCCAUGUUGUAAAUCAUGAAUUAACUGCAGUUCAAUACUGGUAGAACCCGUCUUCACCCAGUUAGCCCCCGGAUCACAUGCAUUAAACUAUUUUUACAAGUGUA
Carassius gibelio (silver crucian carp) is the source of this 7514-nucleotide messenger RNA. Its product is annotated as nuclear receptor coactivator 6. The record is from RefSeq and is a predicted model, not a curated record. Gene Ontology annotation, biological process: positive regulation of transcription by RNA polymerase II. The transcript has 15 exons. The coding region runs from base 193 to 7104 and encodes 2303 amino acids. Lineage: Eukaryota; Metazoa; Chordata; Actinopteri; Cypriniformes; Cyprinidae. Gene Ontology annotation, cellular component: nucleus; histone methyltransferase complex; transcription regulator complex.